Pan troglodytes (chimpanzee) is the source of this 12567-nucleotide messenger RNA. RefSeq names its product MAX dimerization protein MGA (gene MGA). Gene Ontology annotation, biological process: cell fate specification; positive regulation of DNA-templated transcription; regulation of transcription by RNA polymerase II. Gene Ontology annotation, molecular function: RNA polymerase II cis-regulatory region sequence-specific DNA binding; protein dimerization activity; DNA-binding transcription factor activity, RNA polymerase II-specific. NCBI's taxonomy places the organism in Eukaryota, Metazoa, Chordata, Mammalia, Primates, Hominidae. The transcript has 24 exons. Gene Ontology annotation, cellular component: chromatin; nucleus; MLL1 complex. Bases 554 to 9907 code for a protein of 3117 amino acids. The record is from RefSeq and is a predicted model, not a curated record.
UGGAGUUUUUCGAGAGUUUGAAGCUCUUGUGUAUUUGAACGGCGUGAGAAACGUUCCGCUGAGAGAGCUUCGCACGCCCUCGCCAGGCCGGGCCUUGCGCGGGGCCGCCUUUGGCGCGCCCCUGUGGUCCCUGAGCAAGGCUGCGCAUGUCACCUCGCGCGCGUCCCCGGCCUCACUUCCGCGUCGCUCAGCUACCUAACUGGGAACAUCGACGCCAGAGAGAGCGGCCACGAGGCGGGAGGGGUGAGAAGCGCCCAUGGCUCGGCCCUGCCCUCGCGUGUGUGGGGUGCCGCUCCGCGUGGUACGGUCCGCGUGAGGACUUCUCGCCCGGCGCCGGGCUCUAGGUCGAGAGCCACGCUUACGCGCUUUUCAGUUUAGAGCCUAGGUCUCGUGGUUCUAGAACUCCAAGGGAAACGGUGUCGGCGUCGCUUUUCUGAGGAACUUGGCGCAGCGUUUUGACACCUGUGCAAACGUCUUUUCUAACAAGAUGGGAAGGCCAUUGUGACUAUGUGGUGAUUACAGUUGUCUUACUACUGUGUUUCCUACUGAAAUCAUGGAGGAGAAACAGCAGAUUAUAUUGGCUAAUCAAGAUGGUGGAACAGUGGCAGGAGCAGCACCUACCUUCUUUGUCAUCUUAAAGCAGCCAGGAAAUGGCAAAACUGAUCAAGGAAUUUUGGUUACUAAUCAGGAUGCCUGUGCUUUGGCUAGUAGUGUGUCAUCACCAGUAAAAUCUAAAGGGAAGAUUUGCCUUCCAGCUGAUUGUACUGUGGGUGGAAUCACUGUUACCCUCGAUAACAAUAGUAUGUGGAAUGAGUUCUAUCAUCGAAGCACAGAGAUGAUUCUGACCAAGCAAGGAAGACGCAUGUUUCCUUACUGUCGUUAUUGGAUAACAGGUUUAGAUUCAAAUUUGAAGUAUAUUCUUGUCAUGGAUAUAUCUCCUGUGGAUAACCAUCGUUAUAAGUGGAAUGGUCGUUGGUGGGAACCUAGUGGGAAGGCUGAACCUCAUGUUUUGGGGAGGGUUUUUAUUCAUCCAGAAUCUCCUUCCACAGGUCAUUAUUGGAUGCAUCAACCAGUAUCUUUCUAUAAACUCAAACUUACCAACAAUACACUGGACCAAGAAGGGCAUAUCAUCUUGCACUCUAUGCAUCGUUACCUGCCGAGGCUUCAUUUGGUGCCUGCAGAAAAGGCUGUGGAGGUGAUACAAUUAAAUGGCCCUGGUGUCCACACUUUUACCUUCCCACAGACUGAAUUCUUUGCAGUAACAGCUUAUCAGAACAUUCAGAUUACUCAGCUGAAAAUAGAUUACAAUCCAUUUGCCAAAGGCUUUCGGGAUGAUGGGCUGAAUAGUAAGCCCCAGAGAGAUGGAAAACAAAAGAACAGCUCUGACCAAGAAGGGAAUAAUAUUUCCAGUUCUUCUGGUCAUCGGGUCCGUCUUACAGAAGGUCAGGGGUCAGAGAUACAACCAGGUGAUUUGGAUCCUUUGUCAAGGGGUCAUGAAACAUCAGGCAAGGGUUUGGAGAAGACUUCCCUUAAUAUAAAACGAGACUUUCUUGGUUUCAUGGAUACUGAUUCAGCACUUAGUGAAGUUCCUCAAUUGAAGCAAGAGAUUUCUGAAUGUCUUAUUGCCAGCAGUUUUGAAGAUGACUCCCGUGUAGCCUCACCAUUAGACCAGAACGGAAGCUUCAAUGUUGUUAUUAAAGAGGAACCUCUAGAUGAUUAUGACUACGAACUUGGUGAGUGCCCAGAAGGGGUCACUGUGAAACAGGAAGAGACAGAUGAAGAGACGGAUGUAUACUCAAACAGUGAUGAUGAUCCUAUACUAGAGAAACAGCUAAAGAGGCACAAUAAAGUUGACAACCCAGAAGCUGACCAUCUAUCUUCUAAAUGGCUUCCAAGCAGCCCAUCAGGUGUUGCUAAAGCUAAAAUGUUCAAAUUAGACACUGGAAAGAUGCCAGUAGUCUAUCUGGAGCCCUGUGCUGUCACCAGAAGCACAGUGAAGAUUUCUGAACUCCCUGAUAACAUGCUUUCCACAUCUCGAAAGGAUAAAUCUUCUAUGUUGGCAGAAUUGGAAUAUUUGCCUACAUACAUUGAAAAUUCCAAUGAGACUGCCUUCUGCUUAGGCAAGGAAUCAGAAAAUGGUCUUAGAAAACAUUCACCAGAUCUCAGAGUGGUACAAAAAUAUCCCUUACUGAAAGAGCCUCAGUGGAAAUAUCCUGAUAUAUCUGACAGCAUUAGCACAGAAAGAAUACUUGACGAUUCAAAGGAUUCAGUUGGAGACUCACUUUCAGGAAAAGAGGACUUGGGCAGAAAGAGAACAACUAUGCUUAAGAUUGCAACAGCCGCAAAGGUAGUGAAUGCUAAUCAGAAUGCCUCUCCAAAUGUCCCUGGAAAAAGAGGAAGGCCACGAAAAUUGAAACUCUGUAAGGCAGGACGACCACCUAAGAACACAGGAAAGUCUUUAAUUUCUACAAAGAAUACACCUGUAAGCCCUGGGAGUACCUUUCCAGAUGUGAAGCCUGAUCUGGAAGAUGUGGAUGGUGUUCUCUUUGUUUCCUUUGAAUCAAAGGAAGCUCUAGACAUUCAUGCAGUUGAUGGGACAACAGAAGAAUCUUCUAGUCUCCAGGCAUCAACCACAAAUGACUCAGGUUACAGAGCAAGAAUUUCCCAGUUGGAAAAGGAAUUGAUAGAAGAUUUGAAGUCUUUGCGGCACAAGCAGGUGAUACAUCCUGGUCUUCAAGAAGUGGGCUUAAAAUUGAAUUCAGUGGAUCCAGCAAUGAGCAUUGAUCUUAAAUACUUGGGAGUACAGUUACCUUUGGCUCCAGCUACUAGCUUUCCUUUUUGGAACCUUACAGGAACCAACCCUGCCUCUCCUGAUGCGGGAUUUCCCUUUGUUUCUAGGACAGGGAAAACCAAUGAUUUCACUAAGAUCAAGGGAUGGAGGGGAAAAUUUCAUAGUGCUUCUGCAUCUAGGAAUGAAGGUGGAAAUUCAGAAAGUUCACUGAAAAAUCGUUCUGCUUUCUGUAGUGAUAAGCUAGAUGAAUACUUGGAAAAUGAAGGCAAGCUGAUGGAAACAAGCAUGGGUUUUUCUUCUAAUGCUCCCACAUCUCCUGUGGUGUACCAGCUUCCCACUAAGAGUACCAGCUAUGUACGAACACUUGAUAGUGUACUAAAGAAGCAAUCUACUAUUUCCCCUUCUACCUCUUAUUCUUUGAAACCUCAUUCUGUACCCCCUGUCUCUCGAAAGGCAAAGUCUCAAAACAGACAGGCAACUUUCAGUGGCCGAACUAAAUCAGCUUAUAAAUCCAUUUUACCAUACCCUGUUUCACCAAAGCAGAAAUACUCUCAUAUGAUUCUAGGAGAUAAGGUUACCAAGAAUUCUUCAGGCAUCAUCUCAGAAAAUCAGGCAAAUAACUUUGUUGUGCCAACUUUGGAUGAAAAUAUAUUUCCAAAGCAGAUUAGUUUGCGGCAGGCACAGCAGCAGCAGCAGCAACAGCAACAGCAACAGGGAAGUCGCCCUCCAGGCUUGUCUAAAUCUCAGGUGAAGCUAAUGGACCUGGAAGACUGUGCACUUUGGGAAGGAAAACCAAGGACAUACAUCACAGAAGAGCGAGCAGAUGUAUCCUUAACAACUCUACUUACAGCUCAAGCAUCCCUCAAAACUAAACCUAUCCACACAAUCAUAAGGAAACGAGCCCCUCCCUGCAACAAUGACUUCUGUCGACUGGGUUGUGUAUGUUCCAGUCUAGCUUUGGAGAAGCGCCAACCUGCUCACUGCCGCCGACCAGACUGCAUGUUUGGUUGUACUUGUUUGAAAAGAAAAGUUGUACUUGUUAAAGGAGGAUCCAAAACUAAGCAUUUUCAGAGGAAGGCUGCUCAUCGAGAUCCAGUAUUUUAUGAUACUCUGGGAGAGGAGGCAAGGGAGGAGGAAGAAGGAAUCAGGGAGGAGGAGGAACAAUUGAAAGAGAAAAAGAAGAGAAAGAAGCUAGAAUACACUAUAUGUGAGACAGAGCCUGAACAGCCUGUUCGACAUUACCCAUUAUGGGUAAAAGUAGAAGGUGAAGUAGAUCCAGAACCAGUUUAUAUCCCCACGCCUUCUGUCAUUGAGCCUAUGAAACCAUUGUUAUUGCCUCAGCCAGAAGUUUUAUCUCCUACUGUGAAGGGCAAACUGCUCACUGGAAUUAAAUCUGCACGGUCAUAUACUCCCAAACCCAAUCCUGUGAUUCGGGAAGAGGACAAAGAUCCAGUCUACUUGUACUUUGAAAGUAUGAUGACUUGUGCUCGAGUUCGAGUAUAUGAGCGAAAAAAAGAGGACCAGAGACAACCAUCUUCCUCCUCCUCCCCAUCUCCAUCAUUUCAGCAGCAAAGUUCAUGUCAUUCUAGCCCUGAGAACCAUAAUAAUGCAAAGGAACCUGAUUCUGAACAGCAGCCCUUAAAACAACUCACCUGUGACUUGGAGGAUGAUUCUGAUAAAUUACAAGAAAAGAGCUGGAAGUCUUCCUGCAAUGAAGGGGAAUCCUCUUCUACUUCUUAUAUGCAUCAGAGGUCACCUGGUGGUCCCACCAAACUGAUUGAGAUCAUCUCAGACUGCAACUGGGAGGAAGAUCGGAACAAGAUUUUGAGCAUCUUAUCCCAGCACAUCAAUAGCAACAUGCCACAAUCACUUAAGGUGGGCAGCUUCAUCAUUGAGUUGGCUUCUCAGCGAAAGAGCCGGGGUGAGAAGAACCCUCCUGUUUAUUCUUCUCGUGUGAAAAUCUCUAUGCCAUCAUGUCAAGACCAAGAUGAUAUGGCUGAGAAAUCUGGAUCAGAGACUCCUGAUGGUCCAUUGUCCCCUGGGAAAAUGGAGGAUAUCUCUCCUGUGCAGACAGCUGCCCUGGAUUCAGUGAGGGAGAGAUUACAUGGAGGCAAAGGUCUGCCUUUUUAUGCAGGGCUUUCUCCUGCAGGGAAGCUUGUGGCCUAUAAACGUAAACCCAGUUCAAGUACAUCUGGGCUUAUCCAGGUUAAUGGUAAGAGUUACCCGCAGGCUAAGUUGCUAUUGGGACAGAUGGGGGCAUUGCAUCCAGCCAAUAGGCUAGCUGCUUAUAUCACAGGCAGGUUGCGACCCUCAGUCCUGGACCUCUCAACCCUCAGUACUGUCAUCUCCAAGGUAGCAUCCAAUGCCAAGGUGGCUGCAUCCAGGAAACCACGUACCCUGUUGCCUUCAACAUCCAAUUCCAAAAUGGCAUCCUCCUCUGGCACUGCAACAAAUCGCCCUGGGAAGAAUCUGAAGGCGUUUGUCCCAGCAAAACGGCCAAUUGCGGCUCGACCCUCUCCUGGUGGUGUGUUCACACAGUUUGUGAUGAGUAAAGUUGGAGCCUUGCAGCAGAAGAUACCUGGAGUUAGCACACCCCAAACCCUGGCAGGGACACAGAAGUUCAGUAUCAGACCUUCUCCAGUAAUGGUCGUCACACCUGUGGUUUCUUCUGAGCCAGUUCAGGUGUGCAGCCCUGUGACUGCUGCUGUCACUACUACCACCCCUCAAGUGUUUUUAGAAAAUACUACUGCUGUGACACCUAUGACUGCUAUUUCUGACGUGGAAACUAAAGAAACUACUUAUUCUUCUGGUGCCACCACUACAGGGGUUGUUGAGGUCUCUGAAACUAAUACCAGCACCUCUAUAACAUCUACCCAGUCUACAGCCACUGUGAACCUUACCAAAACCACUGGGAUAACUACCCCUGUGGCUUCAGUUGCUUUUCCUAAGUCUUUGGUAGCAUCUCCUUCAACCAUAACUCUUCCUGUUGCUUCCACUGCUUCCACCUCCUUAGUCGUGGUGACUGCAGCUGCAUCUUCCUCCAUGGUGACCACACCAACUUCAUCUCUGGGCUCUGUUCCUAUUAUACUCUCAGGAAUUAAUGGGAGUCCACCAGUGAGCCAGAGACCAGAAAAUGCUGCUCAAAUUCCAGUGGCUACUCCACAGGUCUCUCCUAACACAGUGAAACGUGCUGGACCUCGAUUGUUGUUGAUUCCAGUGCAGCAGGGUUCUCCUACUCUUAGACCUGUCUCAAACACACAACUUCAGGGACAUCGGAUGGUCUUGCAGCCUGUUAGGAGUCCAAGUGGAAUGAACUUAUUCAGGCACCCUAAUGGGCAGAUUGUCCAGCUUCUACCUUUGCAUCAGCUUCGAGGCUCUAAUACCCAGCCCAACUUACAGCCUGUCAUGUUUCGGAACCCAGGUUCUGUGAUGGGAAUCCGGUUACCUGCUCCUUCCAAACCCUCUGAGACUCCGCCAUCUUCCACUUCGUCCUCUGCUUUCUCUGUCAUGAAUCCUGUAAUUCAAGCUGUUGGGUCUUCUUCAGCAGUGAAUGUUAUCACUCAGGCACCAUCAUUGCUUUCCUCUGGAGCUAGUUUUGUGUCUCAGGCUGGUACAUUGACCCUGAGGAUUUCUCCUCCUGAACCACAAAGCUUUGCAAGUAAAACAGGCUCUGAAACCAAAAUAACUUAUAGCUCAGGAGGACAGCCUGUUGGUACAGCCAGUCUUAUUCCUCUCCAGUCUGGUAGUUUUGCCUUGUUACAGCUCCCAGGACAAAAGCCUGUUCCUAGCUCCAUUCUUCAACAUGUUGCUUCCCUUCAGAUGAAGAGAGAAUCUCAGAAUCCAGACCAGAAAGAUGAAACAAACUCAAUAAAAAGAGAGCAAGAAACGAAGAAGGUUCUACAGUCAGAAGGAGAGGCUGUAGACCCUGAGGCUAAUAUAAUAAAACAAAACUCAGGAGCUGCUACCUCAGAAGAAACUCUGAAUGAUUCCUUGGAAGAUAGGGGUGAUCAUUUGGAUGAAGAAUGCCUUCCAGAAGAAGGUUGUGCAACUGUCAAACCAUCUGAGCAUUCCUGUAUCACUGGGUCACAUACAGAUCAAGAUUAUAAAGAUGUUAAUGAAGAAUAUGGGGCUAGGAAUCGUAAGAGUUCCAAAGAAAAAGUGGCUGUUCUAGAAGUUAGGACCAUUUCUGAAAAAGCCAGUAAUAAGACAGUCCAAAAUUUAAGUAAAGUACAGCAUCAAAAACUUGGUGAUGUGAAGGUGGAACAGCAGAAAGGAUUUGACAAUCCAGAAGAAAAUUCAAGUGAAUUUCCAGUCACCUUUAAGGAAGAAAGUAAAUUUGAAUUGUCAGGAAGCAAAGUUAUGGAGCAGCAAUCUAAUCUACAGCCAGAGGCCAAAGAGAAGGAAUGUGGAGACUCUCUGGAGAAAGACAGGGAAAGAUGGAGAAAACAUCUGAAGGGCCCCUUAACCAGGAAAUGUGUUGGAGCUUCACAGGAAUGUAAGAAAGAGGCAGACGAGCAGUUAAUUAAAGAAACAAAGACAUGUCAGGAAAAUUCAGAUGUGUUUCAGCAAGAACAAGGCAUCUCUGACUUACUUGGAAAAAGUGGAAUUACUGAAGAUGCCAGAGUUUUGAAAACUGAAUGUGAUUCUUGGAGUAGGAUUUCUAAUCCUUUAGCCUUCUCCAUUGUUCCUAGGAGAGCUGCAAAAAGCAGCAGAGGGAAUGGACAUUUUCAGGGUCACUUACUGCUACCUGGAGAACAGAUACAACCAAAGCAAGAGAAGAAGGGUGGGAGAAGCAGUGCUGACUUCACUGUUUUGGAUUUGGAAGAAGAUGAUGAAGAUGAUAAUGAGAAAACUGAUGAUUCUAUUGAUGAAAUUGUGGAUGUUGUUUCUGACUACCAGAGUGAGGAGGUUGAUGAUGUAGAAAAGAAUAACUGUGUAGAAUACAUUGAGGAUGAUGAGGAGCACGUGGACAUUGAGACUGUAGAAGAGCUCUCAGAGGAAAUUAAUGUUGCUCACCUGAAGACCACAGCGGCCCACACACAGUCAUUCAAACAGCCGUCCUGUACUCACAUCUCUGCAGAUGAAAAAGCAGCUGAAAGGAGUCGAAAGGCUCCACCAGUUCCUCUAAAACUGAAGCCUGAUUACUGGAGUGACAAACUACAGAAAGAAGCAGAGGCGUUUGCUUAUUAUCGCCGGACACACACUGCCAAUGAGCGGCGGCGGCGUGGUGAAAUGAGGGAUCUCUUUGAGAAAUUAAAGAUCACAUUGGGAUUACUUCAUUCUUCCAAGGUUUCCAAAAGUCUCAUUCUUACUCGAGCCUUCAGUGAAAUUCAGGGACUAACAGAUCAGGCAGACAAAUUGAUAGGACAGAAAAAUCUCCUGACUCGAAAACGGAAUAUUCUGAUACGGAAAGUAUCGUCUCUUUCAGGUAAGACAGAAGAAGUGGUCCUGAAGAAGCUAGAGUAUAUUUAUGCAAAACAGCAAGCACUAGAGGCACAAAAAAGAAAAAAGAAGAUGGGAUCAGAUGAGUUUGACAUGUCUCCCAGAAUUAGCAAACAGCAGGAAGGAUCUUCUGCAUCAUCUGUAGAUCUUGGACAGAUGUUUAUAAAUAACAGGAGGGGGAAACCUUUGAUUCUUUCCAGAAAAAAAGACCAGGCCACAGAAAAUACCUCACCCUUGAACACUCCACACACCUCUGCCAACCUUGUGAUGACUCCGCAAGGGCAAUUGCUCACCCUAAAAGGUCCCCUAUUCUCAGGACCAGUGGUAGCUGUUUCUCCUGAUCUCUUAGAAUCUGAUCUUAAGCCUCAAGUUGCCGGUAGUGCUGUGGCUCUACCAGAAAACGACGACUUAUUUAUGAUGCCACGAAUUGUUAAUGUGACAUCAUUGGCCACAGAGGGAGGUUUGGUAGAUAUGGGUGGCAGCAAAUAUCCUCAUGAAGUUCCUGAUAGCACGCCAUCUGACCAUCUGAAAGACACCGUCAGGAAUGAAGAUAAUUCCUUAGAGGAUAAGGGUAGAAUCUCUUCCAGAGGAAACAGAGAUGGCAGAGUGACGUUGGGUCCAACGCAGGUUUUUCUGGCAAACAAAGAUUCUGGUUAUCCACAAAUAGUUGACGUUUCCAGUAUGCAGAAAGCACAAGAGUUCUUACCUAAAAAGAUUUCUGGUGAUAUGAGAGGGAUUCAGUAUAAAUGGAAAGAGAGUGAAUCAAGAGGGGAGAGAGUGAAGUCAAAGGAUUCUUCAUUUCAUAAAUUAAAGAUGAAAGAUCUCAAGGACUCAAGCAUAGAGAUGGAACUGAGGAAAGUAACAUCAGCUAUAGAGGAAGCAGCUCUUGAUUCCAGUGAACUGCUGACUAACAUGGAAGAUGAGGAUGAUACUGAUGAGACACUGACUUCACUGCUCAAUGAAAUUGCCUUUCUUAAUCAACAACUAAAUGAUGACUCUGUUGGCCUGGCUGAACUACCCAGCUCUAUGGAUACAGAGUUCCCAGGGGAUGCUCGGCGGGCUUUUGUUAGUAAGGUUCCUCCUGGAAGCAGAGCAACUUUCCAGGUUGAGCACUUGGGAACUGGUUUGAAAGAGUUGCCUGAUGUUCAAGGGGAGAGUGACUCUAUCAGUCCCCUCCUCUUGCACUUGGAAGACGAUGACUUUUCUGAGAAUGAAAAACAACUUGCAGAACCAGCCUCUGAGCCAGAUGUCCUUAAGAUUGUUAUUGACUCUGAAAUAAAGGAUUCCCUCCUUUCCAACAAAAAAGCUAUUGAUGGAGGGAAGAAUACUUCUGGCCUCCCUGCAGAGCCCGAAAGUGUGUCCUCACCCCCCACCCUACACAUGAAGACUGGCUUGGAGAACAGCAACAGCACAGACACUUUGUGGAGGCCUAUGCCAAAGUUGGCCCCUCUAGGUUUAAAAGUAGCUAAUCCUUCCAGUGAUGCAGAUGGUCAGAGUCUCAAGGUGAUGCCUUGUUUGGCACCUAUAGCUGCCAAAGUUGGGUCAGUUGGACACAAAAUGAACUUAACAGGGAAUGACCAGGAAGGCCGGGAAAGCAAGGUGAUGCCUACAUUGGCACCUGUUGUGGCUAAAUUGGGCAACUCGGGGGCCUCACCAAGUUCUGCAGGGAAAUGAACUUACUUGUCCUUAAGCAGAAGCCAAGCUGUGAGGGGAAAUUGAUCUCACCUCCUUUCUCUGCAGGCAUCUGUUUGUUUGUGUCUUAGAACUUGGAUCCUUGACUUCAAUGAUGCAGUGGAUAAUGAUGGGAGAAAGGGGGUAGGGUGCUGACCCUGGUAUAAGAAGUACUCUGAAAUUCUGAUCAUGUUAAAAUGUGUUACCUCACUUGUGGUGCUGGGUCCCCUCAUCCUCUCUAAGAAGAUGUGAUCCAUUACUGAACAUGAGGUGCCCCUCUUACCCAAGGAAUUUAUAACAUGACUCUGGCUCCACAGUGGUUUCUAGUUCUUCCCCCACAAGCGAAAGAGCUGUUUGCAACUUUGGAGUUGCUGUAGACUGAACUGUAGCUUGUAGCUGUUGAAUUAAGUCCAAAAUCUAAGGAAUGCGAUGGACUUGUGCAAAGGGAUCCAGAAGAGACACUUUUUAGUUGAUGUUUCAAGAAUAGGGAGAGAGAGGAUGGGUACCAUGGAAUACCAAAGUGAAGGACUUUGUGUCAUUCAGCAAAAUUUUCUUUUUUCAUAUCCUAAGUAGCUCCCAUUCCCUCACCUUUUCAAUCAGAAUUAACAAAUUCAAGCCUUCAGUAAAGUAGGGAUGCUUUUAACUUUUAUUAUUAAUUAUUUUGAGAUCUUAAAAAAAUAGUAGUUCUCCCCUAUUAUUUUUGUGGGCAUUGAAAAGCUCAUUUCACAGUACCAGAAAUUUUUACUGGGAGUAUAUAUUUUGGAGGUAGGCAUAGAGGGAGCCCUACCCCUUCCACAAAUUACGUCACUCAAGAGACAGCUAAAAUAAAAUGCAUUCUCUCCCCAGACCAGAGACAGUGGCCAAAAUAAAAAAUCAUGGGGCUGGAAAUUUCCCAAAUCAAACCAGCCUCCUGGUGCUUGAAGGUUUCAUUCACUAUUACCUGCACAGGAUGUAAAGAAAAGUCACAGUAGGCACUCUUUACCAGGGAAAUAAGGCAGUAUUUGAAUCACAAGAUAUAUUUUUUAUCUGCAACCAUGGAUUCAAUGAUCUGUAGAGCUUUUUCACUCAUUAACUGUCAGGAUAUGAAGGACUGACAGUCUGUAAAGAUAUUUAUAUUUUUGUAUAGUUGUUUUCAUAGAUUUCUCAAAGGCUGAAGUUUUCAACCUAGAAGAUGAGAUUUGUAUUGAGUAUAGAAAUGAUGUUUCCUAUCUAGUUUGUAAAUAAUCAUGGUGCACUUGAGGGGUCUCUUGGAAACUCCUAGGGGGUCAAGAAUCACUAUUCUGAAACUGUAUAGACUGGGAUUUAGCUGCUGCAUUUUGCCUUUCUUAAAUAAUUAUAUUUUGGAAUGUAACCCCUGUUCUGUCUUCAUUGACAGGAUUUGCUUGUGUUGUUAAAACACUAACACAAGAGCUUCCAGUGCCUGGGCCGUGCCUAGGUGAUGCUAUUUCUUCUAUAUCUCCUGUCUUCUUUAUCCCAAAUCCCACUCAGCAUAUCUUCAGACCUAGGUUGUAAGACCAACUUUGGAUUGGAUCUAGCCAGUGAAUUAUUAUUUCCAUGGUUGGUUCCCUUUCUGUUAACUCUGGUAAUCAACAGAUUGAAAACGGUGGAAGAACUUCCUCUGAAAAUUGCAGUGGGAGCAAAUUCUUGUUGGUUUUGUGCUGCUUGCCUUUCUAGAUCUGCUCAUCAGCACUUAACCUUCCCUCCUCUAAAGGUUACUAAAGAAGCCUGAAGUAGGUAAAGAGUGCUCCUCAGCUUCUUCUUAUCCUUCCACUGUUUACCCAGCAGAUUUCAUUCAAUGCCUUAGCCAAGGAGUCCAGCACCUGUCUCCCCUGCUAAUAAUUGUCCUUAGAGAUGCUAGUACUUUAAUCCAGGUAUAGCAGUUUCCCGUUAUUUUCUUGCUUGUCGUUCCCCUACAUUUCCUCCUGAUUUCCCAAGACUCUUUGUGGCUUUUGAGGGUCAGCCAAGGAGCAGGCAAGUGAGUGAACAAUCCUCAGGAAAAGAAGGACCAUUUUAGCUUAACACUUCCUUUUUUUUUUUUUUUUUUAAGAAGAAUAUAGGUAAACAGGUAAUGAUUCUUGAUUGGAGAUACUAUUUGACUCUUGAUGAGAGUUGUACGAAGAUGGAAAUGAGGGAUGAUUCCAGGCGUUUUAGGGGGAAGGCUGCAGAUACCAUUCUAACCCCCAAGAUACUGUGUUCUCAAGACCUCUUAGAACUAGGUGUUGUCAGGGAUAAUUUGAGGAGGGCUUAGUCUUCAGAACAAUCCUGCAGUCUUGACAGAAAUCUAAAAUCUCCAAAAACUCCUACCCUUUAACCUUACCCUAGGGGGAACUGAUCUAUGAAUAUUACAUGUGUGAUUAUGAAAGGUGAAGUUGAGUGAGAGGAGUUGAGGAACGUGGAAGACAGUGAGCUCUCACCCUAACACUAUAAGAAGCAUGAUCUCAAUAGACCAAUAAUUCACCUUUUUAUACAUCUGUAAAUAAAUGGAAUGUUUUUAAGAAUAUAAUUAUGUCAGAUUUAGCAUUUUCUUUUAUAUAUUAAAUAUAUAUAUCUUUCCUUUUCUGCUUUCGAAAAGUGACUAUUUUUUUAGAAAUCUAAGAAGUUUGGUGAUUGAAAGGUAGAAUAUAUAAACCUGAAAUAAAGCAGUUAAAACAAUUAAAGCAGAA